AUGGGCAGCUAUACCUUCAAGUGGGAAAAUCCCACUGGCGAUGUAUCCGACGUUCUCGUUACCGGUUCGUUUGAUGGAUGGACCAAAUCGGUGAAGCUCGAAAAGCAAGGGACCAGCUUUCAUAAGACGGUCACUUUCGCGGAGAAAGAUGCUUCAAGCAAGAUAUACUACAAGUUCGUCGUCGAUAACAAUUGGACCAUCAACGAGUCCUACCCGCACGAAGCCGACCACGAGGGCAACGUCAAUAACUUCCUGACCCCGGACGACCUCUCCAACUCUAAAUCUGCGCAGGUGCCUGCACUCGCUGCAGCUCCCUUUAUCAACACCGUCACCCCCGAAUCCACCACCGUUGCCGAAAUGGCCAAGAAGAACAACAACAAGAAGAAGGCCGCCGCCGCCAGUAAGCAGCCUGCUGCUGCUGCUGCUGCUACUGCCGUAGCCGGCGCCCCCGCCUCUGAGCCCAAGCCCGAGACCAACGUCGCCGAGGCUGCUCCUGCCGCAGCAGAAGCUACUGCGACCCCAUCUGACGUCCCCGGAGGCUUCCCGGUGACGCCCUCCAAUGAGCCUGCCGACCUGGAGGAUAAGACUGUCAGCAUCAAUCCUCUACCAGCUACAGUUCCUGGCACUAGCAACCCUAUUAAGCUUGCCCCCGGUGAGAAGAUCCCAGAGGCAAUUGCCGCUCAGAAUAUCAAUGAGCAUGUCAAGCUAGACAAGGAGUCCUACGAGCGGAGCGACGCCCUUCCCGGCGGCCCUCCUUUCAGCACCACCGAGCUCCCUCCCAAGUCUGGCACUAUGAUCCCCGAAUCUAGCCUCCCUAUGGGCGAUCAAGCCGACGUCACCAACCCUACCAUUAACUCGGUUGGCCCCGGUGCCACGACUGUCGCCCUCGCCGGUCAGGUUCCCCUGGAGCCUGGCGUCACCAACCCUACCAUCAACUCGGUUGGCCCCGGUGCCACGACUGCCGCCCUCGCCGGUCAGGUUCCCCUGGAGCCCAAGGUCCCCGAGGUUGUUAAGGAGAGCCAGGAGAAAGCCGGCGUCGCACCCGAAGCAUCUGGUGUAGCUGAGGAAGUCAAGGAAAAGGCCAAGGUCGAGGAAGAAAUCAAGACAAAGGUUCCCGAGGCUCCUGCUACCUCUGUCGGCACUUCUGGCAUUGGAACUGAGAAGAAGGAGAACACUGGCGCUAUCCUUGGUGCUGCCACAGCUACUGGUGGCGCUGCUGUUGCGGCUUCUGUUGCGGCAGUUAACAAGUUUUCUGACGAUGCUACUCCUGCUGUGAACGACGCCAAGAAGGCGACUGUCGAUACAAUCAACAAGAACCUUCCUGCCACUGUAAAAGACAAGCUACCCGAGUCAGCCCAGGCCGCUCUUGCUAGUGACAAGAAGGACAGUCCUCUGGAGAAGAUUUCACCUGAAGUUCCCAAGGAGGUCAAGGAGUCUAUUGCUGAGGCUGGUAAGAGCCCUGAGGCUGCUGCAAGCACCUCUGCGGUCGAGGAGAAGAAGGAGGUCGAGAGCGAGCUGCUUAAGGAAGUGAGGAAGGCACCUGCUGUUGAUGAAGUGAAGAAGGCACCUGCUCUUGAUGACGCCGUCAAGCCCGCUGAAACAAAAGCCCCCGAGACAAAGCCUACAGUCGCCACGCCUGCAGCAGCAAGCACUCGGGCCCCAACUACUGUCUCUGCUGCGAAUGGAGCUACGGGCGCCGAAACCAAGGCUUCUGAGCCUCCUGCCGCGACACCAGCAACGCCCGCGACCAAUGGCAAUGGCACUGAGAGCAAGCCUGCCGCUGAAGGCGGUGCUGCCCAUGACAAGAAGAAGAGCCGCUUGAGUGUCAUGUUCAGCAAGCUCAAGGCCAAGUUGAAAUAA
Molecule: messenger RNA, 1860 nt
Organism: Metarhizium brunneum ARSEF 3297
Lineage: Eukaryota; Fungi; Ascomycota; Sordariomycetes; Hypocreales; Clavicipitaceae
Source: RefSeq, a predicted model, not a curated record